AUGUCAGCUCUUCAUGUGUGGUUUUCAUUCAAUAGCAGCAGCUCAGAGCAACAAGUGUCAAAACCAGGAGAAGUUCUCUGUGACGUCUGCACUAGAACUGAACUCAAGGCCCUGAAGUCCUGCCUGGUGUGUCUGGAGCCUCAUCUGACAGCUUCACGUCUGAAAAGAAAUCAGCUGAUUGACCCUGUGGAGAACCUGGAAGGCAGGAUGUGUACUAAACACGAUAAACCUCUGGAGCUGUUCUGUAAGACCGACCAGACAUGUGUCUGCAUGCUCUGCACUGUUUUAGACCACAAGAUGCAUGAUGUUGUUCCUCUGAAAGAAGGAUAUGAAGGAAAGAAGGCAGAGCUAGGGAAGACAGAGGCUGAAAUUCAGCAGAUGAUCCAGAAGAGACGACUGAAGAUUCAGGAGAUUAAACACUCAGUCGACCUCAGUGAGGAAGAUGCAGACAGAGAGAUAGCAGAAGGUGUUCAGGUCUUCACUUCUCUGAAGGAGUCUGUUGAGAGAGGCCUGAAUAGUGUCCAGUCCCUAAACAUCCAACAACCUCCACCCACCAAGGACUGGACAGAGGUCAGCGUCCAUCAAUCAUAUGAGGGGACUGUGUUGAAAGCUGUGGUUCAGCUGGAGGACACACUAAGUAAAGAGAUGAAGAAGCUGCUUGAAGCCGAGCUGAAGAGGGUCCAGCAGUAUGCAGUGGAUGUGACUGAGUCCUGA
This is a messenger RNA of Perca flavescens (yellow perch), 714 nucleotides long. RefSeq names its product tripartite motif-containing protein 29-like. Gene Ontology annotation, molecular function: zinc ion binding. Lineage: Eukaryota; Metazoa; Chordata; Actinopteri; Perciformes; Percidae. Bases 1 to 714 code for a protein of 237 amino acids. The record is from RefSeq and is a predicted model, not a curated record. The transcript is spliced from 2 exons.